AUGGCUGCUCCCAUCGAUUUUCAAAAGACAGAAUUUGCCAAGAUUGUAGAAAACUCUGUUGAAGCGAUUUCAGACGAGUUGCGGGAAAUUAGUUUGAAGAUUCAUGCAAAACCUGAAAUUGGACUCGAAGAAUACUUUGCACAUGAUCUUUUGUCGGAUUAUCUUGAGAAAAAAGGAUUUAAAGUAACGAGGAAAGUGUACGGGUUGAGCACUGCUUUUCGCGCUGAAUACGAAAGCAAGGUCACUGGCGGACGGACUGUGUCUUUUAAUUCAGAGUAUGACGCAUUGCCUGGUAUUGGACAUGGAUGUGGACAUAAUUUGAUUGCGAUUUCUGGUGUUGCUGCUGCUUAUGGUGUAAUGAAUACACUUAAAACCCAAAAUAUUCCUGGAAAAGUUGUGUUAUUUGGGACACCAGCCGAAGAAAAGCAUUUUGGUAAAAUUGAGAUGAUCGAAGCUGGCGCGUAUAAAGAAGUUGAUGUUUCUUUGAUGCUUCAUCCAAUGAGUUUAGAUUUAUUGGAUCCAGUUUAUAUGGCUAUAAGUGACGCGGAAAUUGAAUAUUUUGGAAGACCGGCGCAUGCGGCUUUGAACCCUUGGGACGGUAGGAAUGCGCUUGAUGCUGUAGUUUUGGCUUAUAAUGGACUCUCAAUGCUAAGACAACAAUCGCAAAUCAACAAUAGAAUUAGCAUGCUUAUUACAAAUGGAGGGAAAGUAAUCAAUGUGAUCCACGAAUACGCAUCUCUUAAAGUCCAAAUCCGCUCUGUUAAUGUCUCAGACUUACGAGAAUUAAAAAUCGGGUUGAGAGUUGUCUCAAGUCUGCUGCGGACGCUACUGGAUGCACGUAUAAAGCUGAAUGGACGAAAGAGUGUCAUGCUAGCAAAAAAUUUUAUGAAACACAUGGAAGAUCGUGGUGUAGUUUAUCCUACCGAGAUUUAUCCUCCGGGAGGGUCAACUGAUCAAGGCAAUGUGAGCUAUGAAGUUCCAAGUAUUCAUGCUUUAUACAACAUUGGCACGACGCACAUGAUACAUACACACGAAUUUACAGCAGAAGCCGAAAAAUUAGAAGCUCAUCAUAGAACUAUGCGUGCUGCUAAGUGCUUAGCGUUGACUGGAUUGGAUGUGUUAGUUGAUGACCAGUUGUAUAAGGAAGUUGUCGAAGAAUUUAAGAAAACAAUUGAAGAUCAUAAACCUAAAUGA
Messenger RNA from Ambispora leptoticha, 1194 nucleotides. The record is from the annotation of a GenBank genome assembly. NCBI's taxonomy places the organism in Eukaryota, Fungi, Glomeromycota, Glomeromycetes, Archaeosporales, Ambisporaceae.